GCGGCCUCACGACGACCAGCCGGAAGCGAGGUCAUGCGCCAAAGAGCUUUCUCUCACCUCCAUUUAGACAAGAUCUUGGUCGUCUGCGCUCUUGGUUGACUGAUCAACUCAAGAUGACUCUCGGCAGCCAUGACGCCUGGCCGCGAUGACUUCGAUGCCGGCUUCCCAAACGCCUCGACAGGCGUACUCCCCGUCCUCCCCAAUGGCGAUGGCGCCGGUGUGCCACGCAACAACGCCGCUACCGCCGCCUCGGCGGCUGGCGUACGCGCUCUGAGCGCUCAGGCGAUUGCCUUUUACUUCCGCGCACCCGUCAAAGCUUUCUUUCGCACGCGGGUCGACUAUCUGGCUUAUGCGAGAAGUGUGCACCAGGCGCAGUUUGCGGCGCUGGCCCAGGCUGCGGCCAGCGAGCACAACGCGUCGAGAUUCUCAGUCGGCCUGAAGCACACUUGGAUGUGGAUGCGGGGCACCACACCAGGUCUGCUCACUUCUGUCAUCCAGCAGCACGGCUGGCGUGUGGUGCCGGACCAGAUACUACCUCCCCUCAUUGCCAACGUCACCGUCGGCGCUGUGCUCUACACAUCGUAUUUACACAUACUGGGAAACCUCCAUCCCGAGUCUGGCCGCUCAACAAAGCGGGCAUAUCCGCCCCCCGAGCCUAGUCAAACAUUCACAGCAGGCCUCCUUGCUGGCAGUCUUCAGAGUCUAGUCGCGGCGCCGCUUGAUGCCAUACAGGCGAGAUAUGACCAUCGCGAUGUCCUAGGCACCGCUGGCAAUGGCAAGCCCAGGAGUAUGUGGGCUUUCAGCGCGGAGAAACUACGCGAGAUUGGCGUUCGCGGCGUUUUCGCAGGCUGGACGCUGUCUCUCACCAAGGACAGUCUGGGCAGUGCCGUAUUCUUCAGCACGUUUGAGUACGUCAAGGCACAGAGCUACUACAAAUUUGUGCACUGGUACUAUGGUGAACUGAGCGAGGACAUCGUCAAUAUCCUUGCCCGGAAACGACCGACAGACAAGACUUCUACAUCAGACGACAUCGCCAUCUACGAUGAGGACAGCAAGCACAGUAGCAAGAGGAAGAAGAGGAACACGACCGUCAUUAGACCUCACUAUGCGAUAGAGCCUGUUUUCUUGCUUUUUGCAGGCAUGAGCGCAUCAUUCGCACAGCAAUUCGUUUUACAUCCCCUUACGCACAUUCAGGUCCGCCACUGGGACCAUCUCGAAGACCUUGACGCCAAGGUCAACCGCCUACGCGACUCCGCCGCUGCCGACCCAAACAAGCCACACCGACGAUUCCGCAUGCUGAGAGCAUACUACCGGGCCUACCAGGAAACGUUUGCGUGGUGCAAGACUGAAGCUGCACGCGAGGGCUUGGGCGUGACCAAGUACCUCUAUCGAGGCUUUCUGUGGAACACCAUUCGCCAAGUACCCAGCACCAGCGCAGGCCUGAUCAUAUUUGAGCUCGUCCGACGGAAGUAUGGCAUGGGCGGCGAGGAAGUCAGGAUAUCGGGUGACAAAUACGACAUCUUGCUACAUUAAGGGGUUCCUGGCUGUAGCCUUUUCGUGGCCAGCACUUCUGGCGUUUGGAGGUAUACCAAGGGAUUGAUAUGAUUUCCGUGACGCGACCACGCCUCUCACAAGACUACAUCUCGUAGCAUUUUGAUUAUACCGCUACAUAGACUAUGAAUGCAUCACUGCUUGUCCUUUUG
Messenger RNA from Microdochium trichocladiopsis, 1703 nucleotides. RefSeq names its product mitochondrial carrier domain-containing protein. Gene Ontology annotation, biological process: mitochondrial L-ornithine transmembrane transport. The coding region runs from base 130 to 1533 and encodes 467 amino acids. The record is from RefSeq and is a predicted model, not a curated record. Gene Ontology annotation, molecular function: L-ornithine transmembrane transporter activity. The transcript has 2 exons. Lineage: Eukaryota; Fungi; Ascomycota; Sordariomycetes; Xylariales; Microdochiaceae.